AUGAACUCACAAUUCCGUAAGCUGUUCAAGGGAAUCAGGGGUGAAUGCUAUUAUCGAGCGCUCGUUGUGUGGCCAGAGCACGCGAGGAUCGAAGGCCGCUUUACAGGAGGAUUUUCACAAAUCGUCGUCUUGAUAUUGCUCAUAAAACCGUGGUACGAUCGAUCUUUGGAUUCCUGCUAUUUAGCUGCUCACAGGAGGAAAGGGAGCGUUUGGAACAAGAACUUAUCGAGGCAGAUAAAGCUGGUUUUAAAAUUAAAUGAAGAUCUCACGCCUUUUUGGUUUCAUUUCUUCGCGAAACGAUACCCUUUUUCUAAAAUUCACUUGAACUUCGCUGGUGUUAGUUUUUACAAGAGGUUCAAGCAAAAACAAUUAGCAAAAGAGCUUCAGCUUUUUGAAAAACAACUUCAGGAGCAUGAACGUCUCCUAUCGCAGGCCCAUACUAUUCAAUCAGAA
Messenger RNA from Mesorhabditis belari, 453 nucleotides. NCBI's taxonomy places the organism in Eukaryota, Metazoa, Nematoda, Chromadorea, Rhabditida, Rhabditidae. The record is from the annotation of a GenBank genome assembly.